AUGGUCGUCGCCCGUGUGCACCUCGUGUUGCGCAUUUGCGCAGCAAUUUGCAUCGCAACAGUCCUCACCACGGGUCUAGUCAUGUUUCAGAGCCCCCGGUUUCUCGGCGGUGUCAAAGUACCGUUCGCAAUACCAACUCCCAUACCGGCUCAAGAUAUCGAGAAGAAUGCGCACAGUAAUAUCGGCCAAGGGUCUCCGAAAUACUUUUCCGAACCCGGUGGCAGCUAUAACCUCAUGCACUACGACACGAGGUUCUUCCAGAAAGAACUGGAGCCCGGCCCACGCAGAUUGGUCUUGGAAGACCUUAUCCGGAGCUACCUCAACAUCACGAACUAUUACGAGGUUGAGACAUGGCUUGCGCACGGCACUUUGAUGGGCUGGUGGUGGGGUGAGCACAUCUUGCCGUGGGAUACGGACCUCGACGUUCAACUGUCUCACGGGACGUUGGACCAUAUCGCGAAGAAUAUGAACUUUACGGAGUUUCGAUAUAGUUUCAACCGUGCGAAUGGUCAAUAUGUUUCAAAAACGUACCUGCUCGAUAUUAAUCCACAUUAUGUCGAGAUUGAUCGAGGGGAUGGCAUGAACAUCAUUGAUGCGCGGUGGAUUGACACGGACAAUGGCAUGUAUGUCGACAUUACGGCCGUGCGAGAGCGAGAUAUGCCGGGCCAGUGGAGUUGCAAGGAUGAGCAUCGAUAUUCUGAGACGGACUUGUGGCCGCUUAAAGUGAGUGAGUUUGAGGGAAUCAAAGCCUUGGUUCCGGCCAGGGCAACGGAGCUGUUGCGAGCAGAGUACGGUUCGACAAGUACAGAGAGGGAACAAUUUUCAGGGUGA
Messenger RNA from Pochonia chlamydosporia 170, 831 nucleotides. RefSeq names its product mannosylphosphate transferase. The record is from RefSeq and is a predicted model, not a curated record. Lineage: Eukaryota; Fungi; Ascomycota; Sordariomycetes; Hypocreales; Clavicipitaceae. The transcript has a single exon. The coding region runs from base 1 to 831 and encodes 276 amino acids.